Molecule: messenger RNA, 2212 nt
Organism: Vollenhovia emeryi
Lineage: Eukaryota; Metazoa; Arthropoda; Insecta; Hymenoptera; Formicidae
Exons: 11
Coding region: 407-1867 (486 amino acids)
Biological process (GO): regulation of translational initiation
Cellular component (GO): cytosol
Molecular function (GO): translation activator activity; protein binding; RNA binding
Source: RefSeq, a predicted model, not a curated record
UUUCAGUCUGCUUCUCUCGCGCGGCGGCGUGCGCGCUUCGAUACCGUUCACGCGGCGUCGCGCUACGUAGACAUAUAGCGUUUGCUCGCGCUCGCGGCUACGCCGCGGCUAUUAUUAGUCUUCGGUCAUCGGAGAGGAGCCCCUGCGUGCGCGAGCGAAGACGCGACGACGACGACGACGACGACAACGGAGACGACGCGUGUGCACGCACGCGGAAAAGUCGCGCCUAUCGCCGCGAACGCUCGCCGUGUCGCGUUCGGAAAUCACCUGCCGUGCACGUGCGUGCGGAACACGCUCUCCGCCGCCGCCGCCGCCGUCAAACCGCGCGCGAACUUCCGCUGCGUCUGGUGACCCGUGCGCAAGAGGAGGCCUCUCCGUAGCACCCGCUCGUUGGACCUUGGGAAGGAUGGUCCUCGCACGCUCUUCACUAGCAAGGACACCAUUGUUGCCUCGAUUUCAACUAAUACGUCACGUAUCCGCUUUCUCACCGGCUCGAUCGUUUCCUGAGGACCGUAACGACGCCGAGACUCAGCUUGACAAUAUGAGGGAUGCGGUUCCGCAGAAAGGAAGUAAUAACGUAGCAACCCCCAAGUCCAAACCGUCCCUAGAGAUAUAUCGACCCCCAGGUGGGAGAGCGGAAGGAACCACGGCGAACGUCACUAAUCUUCGACUGAACGUGCACGCCAAGGAAUUCACGAUGAAGCAGAACGAUUCGCAUCCUUCUAAGUCCCGGACUAAUAUGUCGGAGCGUUCCGCAUAUUACCUGCAGCACAGCAAAUCGAGCGGUAAUAUCCACCGGUAUCUCUACGCUCAGCAACAGCAACAGCUGCAGCAUCCUCUGCAGCAACAGCACCAGCUACCAUCCCGUCAUUCACAUCACCCGACGGCGAACUCCACGAUGCGCCAGUCUCAUCCCCUGGACACGUCCGCGUCCAGCGGGAACAUCUUGCACUAUAGCCUCUGUCUUAUGAACACAGACUGCAGCGCUUGCAGCAUGCUCUUGACUUUGGCCGCGAAUCGAGUACACUUCAACGUGGACCAAAACGAAGUGAGGACUAAUUCCGUGAAACCGGGCAAGCUUACCAAAUCGCACACCUUCGUGUCGACUUACGGCCUGAAGCGCUCCAAGAGCAUGAACUCGACGGACGUGUUAGCCGCCAAGGCACUUAACAUCGCGGACGCCUCCGAACUCGGCAAAUUUCCCUCGCCCGUUCAGGAUAUUCUUCUACGAGCGAUAGAAGAUCCGAAUCUUUUAAAUGCGAGGACGUUGAUGGAACUAGUACGGCACAUUCUGGACAGGGUAGUCGAGAAUCGCAAGUACGCUGAGCCGGCAGCUAAAAUUUGCAUCACGAUUAUAGAGAAAGAAACGAAGGAAACUUUCCUGGAAUCCUUGUUAAACACAUGCCAACAGUGGUAUCAGGAUCGCGCUAGAUUGCUGCACGACGGCACGACCUGCCAUCGGUACUCGGCCUUUAUGACGUUUCUCAACGAGAUGUAUUGCCAGCUGAAGCGACGGCAACUACAAUUGAAGACGCAGCAGGAGGGCGUGCCUCCCGGACGCGUGCUCCUUACGCUGCUUUGGAAGUGCUGCCAGGAUUGUCUGCAACCGCCGGCCAUCAACUCGCUCGUCGAGACAAACUGUCUGUUCUUCAUCCUUACGUGCAUCGGCAAGGACCUGGACACGGAACUGCCCGCGCAGCUGCAGCAGCUGCUCGGCAGCGUGCGUGACGCCUUCCUGGCGGAGGAGACCACGCUGCCGCCGGUCAAGAAGACGCUCCUGCAACUGAUCGAGCUCCACGCAGCCCACUGGCAGCUGCCAGCGCCGGCGGUGGUUUACUACUACCCCUCGAACUCGAACUCCAAGUGAUUGCCAUCCCCGCACCCGCGGUCUCUCCGUCCGUCUUCCCAGAAUACGUGCGAGUGGACUUGAGCGAAAGCAUGAAUGUACCUCAAUAAGUACAUACAUGUAUCGUAACGAAAUGUUUUAUAACGAGCUCGCCUCAAUGCGGGCGCGCCAAUACCUUCCGACGCGACAAUAAACACGAACGAAAGUAUGACGUAGACGAGUUAUACGUUACCUUUUUUUUUUUAUUUCACGACAGUCGCGAGCGGUUUGCGAUGAUCUCGUACCUUCCACGAAACGGAAAUUUUUGUUUGAUGAUUCUGUAUGCAAACGAUGAAUAUACGAAUAAACAAGUUCUUUUGCACAAUC